UUUACAUAUAAAAGACAAAGACUGUGUGGCUCUGGAGGUGCGGUACCACAAAAGCUGUUACAGUCAGUACACCAUGUUUUUGCUGAGACCUGACAAACCAGAGACAGAACAGGAUGAGGCAAUGUUUGAUGCCAGUUACAAGCUGUUCUGUGAGAGGAUCAUCCGCCAGAGGCUGCUUGUCAACAAUGAGGUGCUUAGAAUGGGCCAGCUGAGGCAGGCCUUCAUUGACAUGGUGAAAGCAAACGAAGGUGUUGAUGCUUCAAACUACAGACAGGAUCUGUUGAAGAAGAGGCUGGCUCAAGAUUUCCCUCAGCUAGCGUUUCACAUGCCCACCAAGCGCAACGUCUGCGAACUGGUUUUUGCUGAGACUCUGUCAAAGGAUGCACUCGUGGACAUGCUACCAGAUCCAUCCGGUACGGAAACAACACAGUCCAGUGAAUUGAGCCAGACAGACAGCGACAAUGAAACAGGGAGAACAAAGUGCCAAACAACACAUGAGGACACAAGGACACUGUAUACAGCAGCGUUGUUUUUGAAAAGACUGCUUAGUGACACUCCUGGCAUGUCAUGCCCAUGGCCUCCCACUUCUGAAAAUGUAAAUGUCACUGAAUCUCAAACUGUUGUCCCCAUUGGACUAUACCAGGGUGACAUGAAUGUGAAAGGCCAGUGGACUGUCCAGCGACAAAGUGUUCAUGGAUUUGCCUCCAUUGCUUGCGACCAGGCUAUUGAGCAAACGCUUAACAGAGAUGCCAAGACCAAAGGUGGCUGGACAGGGAUCACACAAAAUCGGUCUGCAGUGUAUCGCUGGAUACUGUCACAGCAUGAAAGAGCCGCGAUAGCAAGACAGUGUGAAUCAAUGGCAGGGAUAUCUCCUGAGCUACGGACAAGAAAAGACCUGGACAAGACACGCAUCUCUGCUGAUGCAAAGGCUGAGCACAAAGCUGUCAUCAUCAAGAGCUCGGACACUGAUGUGGCAGUCAUUGCUCUGCAAAGAGUCUGCCUGUGA
Gymnodraco acuticeps is the source of this 1006-nucleotide messenger RNA. RefSeq lists its product as uncharacterized. NCBI's taxonomy places the organism in Eukaryota, Metazoa, Chordata, Actinopteri, Perciformes, Bathydraconidae. The coding region runs from base 74 to 1006 and encodes 310 amino acids. The record is from RefSeq and is a predicted model, not a curated record. The transcript has 6 exons.